AUGAAUUCUCAUGUUCAACCUAAAAAAGAUGUUUGUGCUAGUACUUGUCAUAAUGAUCAAUCAUGUCCUUCUUUUCUUGAAACAUUUUCCGAAGAGGCUAAUGCAUUACAUUCAUAUGGUAAAUCAAAUGAUAGUCUAUUUUCUAACACAUACAAUCCUAAUUGGAGAAACCAUCCCAAUUUUUCAUGGAGACAAAACCAACAACAAAUGAACCAAGGAAACCAAUUCAACAUGCCAAAUCUGAAUCAUGCCCAACCAAGUCAACCUUACCCUCCACAAAGAAAGCCUUCCUUAGAAGACACUUUACAACAAUUCAUGCAAUCCACCCAACAAAUCAUGCAAAAUCAAUCUCAAUCCAUUGCCAAACUUGAGACACAAUUGGGUCAACUUGCCAAUGCCGUAACUGAGAGAGAAAAAGGGAAAUUUCCUAGCCAGCUUGUCCCAAAUCCUAAAGGACAAUAUGAAGUAGGAGUCCCAAGUCAUAAAGAAGAAGCUAAGUCUAUUUCAACUCUUAGGUCCGGAAAACAAAUUGCCAAACCCGAUUACACACCUCAAGUUGAAAAAGACCAAAGCCAACCUCAAAGUUCCAACACAAAUGACUUGUCAAAAGAUAAUGAUCAAAUUCUUCCUUUCAUUCCAAAAGCUCCUUUUCCACAAAGAUUACUUCCACUCAAGAAAGAUGCCAUUAAACAAAUUCCUGCCUACUCGAAAUUCUUGAAAGACCUUUGCACUGUUAAAAGAAACACUAAUGUUCCAAAAAAGGCAUUUCUAACUGAACAAGUUAGUUCCAUAAUUCAAUAUAAAAGCCUUGCGAAAUAUAAGGAUCCUGGUUGUCCAACAAUUUCAUGCAUCAUUGGUGAUCAUUUUAUUAACAAAGCUUUACUUGAUUUAGGAGCUAGUGUGAAUUUACUGCCUUAUUCUGUUUAUAAGCAACUUGGUCUAGGAGAAUUAAAACCAACUUCUAUAACACUUCAAUUAGUUGAUCGUUCUGUGAAAAUUCCUAGAGGUAUUAUAGAAGAUGUUUUAAUUAAAGUGGAUAAGUUCUAUUUUCCUGUUGAUUUCAUUGUUCUUGACACUCAACCUGUUGAAAAUGCUCAUGCUCAAAUACCCAUCAUUUUAGGUAGACCAUUUUUAGCUACAUCUAAUGCAAUUAUCAACUGUCGCAAUGGUGUACUGAAAUUAUCUUUUGGAAACAUGACUGUUGAAUUGAAUGUUUUUAAUGUUUCUAAAUCUGUUGAGUGUGAGGAAAUACAUGAAGUGAACAUGAUUAACACGGAAAAUAUAUUUGAAAUGGACAUGAAUGAAUCUUUUGAAACUUAUGCAAAAAUGUUUGGAAUGUGCUUAAAUGUUGAUGAUUUUAUUCAUAAUGUGAAUUCUUUGGUUGAGUCUACCCCACUAAUGGAUACUGAAAAAUGGAAAGCCAAAAUUCAACCAUGUAUUCCAUUAGAGCAUGUUGAGUCAACUCCUGAACUACCAAAGUUAGAUCUCACACCUUUGCCUGACACUUUGAAAUAUGCAUUUCUAGGAGAGUCUAACACCUAUCCUGUUAUCAUUGCAUCUGAUUUAGAUGAAAAACAAGAAGCAAAGUUGUUAGAUAUCCUUAGAAAACAUAAAAAGGUCAUAGGUUGGACCAUGGGAGACAUUAAGGGAAUUAGCCCAGCUGUGUGCAUGCAUAGAAUUCAUUUAGAAGAAAAUCCCGAAAAAGUCAAAGAAGAUUAA
Messenger RNA from Cannabis sativa, 1719 nucleotides. RefSeq lists its product as uncharacterized. Bases 1 to 1719 code for a protein of 572 amino acids. NCBI's taxonomy places the organism in Eukaryota, Viridiplantae, Streptophyta, Magnoliopsida, Rosales, Cannabaceae. The transcript has 2 exons. The record is from RefSeq and is a predicted model, not a curated record.